Parathielavia appendiculata is the source of this 1344-nucleotide messenger RNA. Its product is annotated as glycoside hydrolase family 7 protein. The coding region runs from base 1 to 1344 and encodes 447 amino acids. The record is from RefSeq and is a predicted model, not a curated record. Gene Ontology annotation, biological process: carbohydrate metabolic process. The transcript has 6 exons. Lineage: Eukaryota; Fungi; Ascomycota; Sordariomycetes; Sordariales; Chaetomiaceae. Gene Ontology annotation, molecular function: hydrolase activity, hydrolyzing O-glycosyl compounds.
AUGUAUAAGCGGAUAGCAACAGCGCUUUCCUUCGCCAGCCUCGUGCUCGGCCAGCAAAUCGGCACCUACACCGCAGAGAAGCACCCUUCACUCCCCAUCCAGGUGUGCACUGCUCGCGGGUCUUGCACCACCGAGCGGACAUCCGUGGCGAACUGGCGAUGGACACAUGCCACCAACGGCUACACAAACUGCUAUUCGGGCAGCGAAUGGAACGCUACGGCGUGCCCAGACGGCAAGACGUGCGCGGCCAACUGCGCCAUCGACGGCGCCGACUACGCAAAGACGUACGGCAUCACGACGCCCUCGUCUGGUGCUCUGCGUCUCAACUUCGUCACCAAGAAUGACAACGGCCAGAAUGUCGGCUCCCGCGUUUACCUGUUGGCCAGCGACACCAAAUACCGCCUGUUCAAUCUGCUCAACAAGGAGUUCACCUUUGACGUCGACGUGUCCCACCUCCCCUGUGGCCUCAACGGUGCCGUCUAUUUCAGCGAGAUGGACGAAGACGGCGGCGUUUCCCGGUUCUCAGGCAACAAAGCGGGCGCCAAGUACGGCACCGGCUACUGCGACAGCCAGUGUCCGCAGGACAUCAAGUUCAUCAACGGCGAGGCCAACGUUGAGAGCUGGGAGGGGGGGCUCGGCAAAUACGGAACCUGCUGUGCCGAGAUGGACAUCUGGGAGGCCAAUUCCGAUGCCACGGCCUACACUCCGCACCCGUGCUCCGUAACCAAGCAGACCAGGUGCGAGGGCGUCGACUGCGGCUCUGGCAGUGACCGGUACGCCGGUGUGUGUGAUAAGGACGGCUGCGACUUCAACAGUUUCCGGAUGGGCAACCAGGAGUUCUACGGCCCGGGCAAGACGGUCGACACAUCCAAGCCCCUCACGGUCGUGACGCAAUUCAUCACCGCGGACGGCACCAACACGGGCGCGCUCAAGAGCAUCCGGCGCUUCUACGUGCAGAACGGCAAGGUCAUCCCCAACUCGAAGACGGUCAUUGAAAGCGUCGACCCGACCAACGAGAUCAGCGAGGGCUUCUGCGAGCAGCAAAAGACGGCGUUUGGCGACAACAACUACUUCAAGACGCUCGGCGGUAUGGCGCAGAUGGGCGAGCAGCUCAAGAAGAUGGUACUCGUGCUUAGCGUUUGGGAUGACCACGCCGUCUAUAUGAACUGGCUCGACAGCAACUAUCCGACCGACGCUGACCCGAGCAAGCCCGGCGUUGCUCGCGGCCGCUGCGACCCCGAGGCCGGCGUCCCAGAGACGGUCGAGGCGGAGCACCCAGAUGCGUAUGUCAUCUACUCCAACAUCAAGAUCGGCGCCCUCAACUCGACUUUCCCUGCUGCUUAG